AUUGCGGAUCGGGUCGGCGCCAUUUUGGGACUGAGACUGGUUGUGGGGGAGGGAAAAGCGGCAAAAGGGGAUUAUUCAAAGUACCGAAAACCUCCUCCCGGGAUCGAGCGCAGCAGCACCCCCAGGCCAGGGGCACCUCUGGUGGGGCAGAAGGUGAUUGAAUUAUGCAGAUAUGAAGAUCACCAUCUAGGUUUUGUUUAGGCCCCGGAUAUUUCAAGUGGCCAUUUUGGAAUUACAGUUCUGUUUUUGUUUCGGGUAAUUUUGCCCCAGAAGUUUAUUAGAAUUGACAAGAAUCAUCUCUGAAGUGAAUUGAUAUUGGUAAACAAAUUCAUCGUGCUACUAAAAAACCCAGUCAUUUCUUCAGUAUUUUGGUUCAAACGGAUUAUAUAAGUCGUUAAAGUAUUUCGUCUGGUGUUAUUUUUGUCUCUUCCCCUCUCCUGUUGUCCUCAGCCAAAACUGUAAGAUAUGUUUGAUUUGUGUACUGAGUAGUUUCAAAUUACUGUUUAAAUAUUGCUGAAGUUUCGUGGCAGUUCUUUUUACCCUUAUUGAAAGAUUUAGUAAUUUUUGACUUCAGCUGUUUUCAUAUUACAAUGGGACAGCUUUUCUAAAUGAAGCCAUUGAAAGAAUACAGAAUUUUUUUUUUAUCUUUUAUUUCCUUGGGAAUGUAAGAUGUUCCACUUUGACACCAGCAUGGUAUUAUUGAGAUAGCUAUUUGUCUCUGUAGAUGCUGAUGUUUAGAAGUCAUAUUCAGAUGUGGAGUUUUCUUUUUGUUUCUGCUUUUUGCACAUAAAUUGGAUUUUUCAUCUGGAGUGGACAAGUACAGCAGUGAUAAAUACAUGGAAUCGUAAAGAAGACCUUGAUCUUGAAUCCGAGGAACCUGGCUAAUUCUGGAUAUAGCCAUAUGAAAACUUCAGAACAAAUAUGGGUAGCUGACUUCAAAUAACUCUAUGUCAAAUAGUCAUAGGUUAAGUAUCUUCAAAGAACUUGGAUAUUUCAGAGGAUACAAAAUAAAAAAACAAACUGGAAAACAUAAAGCUUAUAGAGAAAAAACCAGCACCCUCCUGUGCAGUCCUCUUGGGAUUUGUAAGUACUCUCACGGGACUUGCCAUGAGGUGUUGAAGCCUUGUUUCACUGAGUUGGAGAGACUGGACCUAAAUGGCGCAGCAUGACUUUGCUCCAGCCUGGCUUAAUUUUCCUACUCCGCCAUCAUCAACAAAGUCAUCACUGAAUUUUGAGAAGCAUUCUGAAAAUUUUUCAUGGACAGAAAAUCGUUACGAUGUGAGUCGUCGACGACAUAACUCUUCAGAUGGCUUUGAUUCUGGUAUUGGACGUUCUAACGGAGGUAAUUUUGGGAGGAAAGAAAAAAAUGGAUGGCGUACGCAUGGCAGAAAUGGUACAGAAAACAUAAAUCAUCGAGGGGGAUACCAUGGUGGAAAUUCCCGUUCUCGUAGCAGUAUUUUCCAUUCUGGAAAAAGCCAAGGACUACAUGAAAACAACAUCCCUGACAAUGAAACUGGGAGGAAAGAAGACAAAAGAGAACGCAGACAGUUUGAGGCUGAGGAUUUUCCAUCUUUAAAUCCUGAAUAUGAGAGAGAACCAAAUCAGAAUAAAUCUUUAGCUGCGGGUGUAUGGGGCCUACACGCCCAGACACACACAUACCCAACCAAAAAAAUCUCCCAAGCUCCUCUCUUAGAAUAUCCCCCGAAUCCUAAAUCUAGAGCUCCAAGAAUGCUGGUCAUUAAGAAAGGUAAUACAAAAGACUUACAGCUAUCUGGAUUCCCAGUAGCAGGAAACCUCCAAUCACAGCCAGUUAAGAAUGGAACUGGUCCGAGUGUUUAUAAAGGCUUAGUCCCCAAACCUGCUGUUCCACCUUCAAAACCUACACAAUGGAAAAGUCAAACUAAAGAAAACAAAGUUGGGACUUCUUUUCCUCAUGAAUCUACAUACGGUGUUGGCAACUUUAAUACCUUUAAGUCAACAACCAAGAGUAUUAGUCCAUCAGCAAAUUCAGUGAAAGAGUGUAAUCGUUCAAAUUCCUCUUCGCCCGUUGACAAGCUUAAUCAGCAGCCUCGCUUAACAAAACUGACACGAAUGCGCAGUGAUAAGAAGAGUGAAUUUUUGAAAGCCUUGAAAAGGGACAGAGUAGAAGAGGAACAUGAAGAUGAAAGUCAUGCUGGCUCAGAAAAGGAUGACGACUCAUUUAAUUUGCACAACAGCAAUAGUACUCAUCAAGAAAGAGAUAUAAACAGAAACUUUGAUGAAAACGAAAUUCCACAAGAGAACGGCAAUGCUUCAGUGAUUUCUCAGCAGAUCAUUCGUUCUUCAACUUUCCCACAAACUGAUGUUCUUUCCAGUUCACUUGAGGCAGAACACAGAUUAUUAAAGGAGAUGGGCUGGCAGGAAGACAGUGAAAAUGAUGAAACAUGUGCUCCCUUAACUGAGGAUGAAAUGAGAGAAUUCCAAGUUAUUAGUGAACAGUUACAGAAGAAUGGGCUGAGGAAAAAUGGUAUUUUGAAAAAUGGCCUGAUCUGUGACUUCAAGUUUGGACCCUGGAAAAACAGCACUUUCAAACCCACGCCUGAGAACGACGACACAGAGACAAGUAGCAGUGACACAUCAGAUGACGACGAUGUGUGAAAUUUAGUGUGAUACAUCUCUCAUGCAGUUUGGGGUGAAUUGUAAAAAUGAAGAACUAUAAUUUAUGUAGUGAACUACCCCAUUAGAAGAUGAUUUUUUUGGGGGACUUCAAUAUGAAGAAAACCAAGAAUGUUGUGUUGGGCUGUGUUGAACAUUAUUUCUUUGUAAAUGAAUGCUGUAGAAAUGAGGACUUUGGUUGAUCCAACAUUGACUUUCUUCAUCACUGCAGCAUUUCUCUGACUAGCAAUGUGACGAUGUAACAAAUGAGAUUUUCUCAUUUAAUAAUAAAAAAUUGUGUAAUGUUUUGCAAA
Molecule: messenger RNA, 2948 nt
Organism: Alexandromys fortis (reed vole)
Lineage: Eukaryota; Metazoa; Chordata; Mammalia; Rodentia; Cricetidae
Gene: Gpbp1
Product: GC-rich promoter binding protein 1
Exons: 13
Coding region: 1156-2637 (493 amino acids)
Biological process (GO): positive regulation of DNA-templated transcription; DNA-templated transcription
Cellular component (GO): nucleus
Molecular function (GO): RNA binding; DNA binding
Source: RefSeq, a predicted model, not a curated record